UCAUCAGGCUCCGCCCCGGCAACAGCGACAGCAGCGCGAGUUCCGUCAAACUUAAGCUCCGAUCCAUCGAUUCAAGAGAUUAAAAGUGUGAUUGAACAUGACGAUCUUCAGCUUUAGCGAAACUUGAGAGCGCUGGAGCUCCUCCGAUGCGGUUUAUUUGAUCAGUGCUUGUGUUUGUGUUUGUGCUGCGGCUGGAUUGAACAUCAUGACGCCUGACCUGCUGAACUUCAAGAAGGGAUGGAUGUCUAAACUGGACGAGAGCGGAGAGUGGAGGAAACACUGGUUUGUGCUGACGGAUGCUGGACUGAAGUACUACAGAGACUCUGCAGCAGAAGAGAGGGACGAGGUGGAUGGCGAGAUCGAUCUGAAGGCGUGUGUGAAGGUCUCGGAGUUUGACGUGGAGAAGAACUACGGCUUUCAGAUUGAGACCAGAGACGCCGUCUUCACUCUCUCUGCCAUGACGGCCGGCAUACGCAGGAACUGGAUCGAGGUCUUGAAGAAGAACGUCCGGCCCAGCAGCUCUCCAGACCUCACACAGCUGCCCAACUGUAGCAGUGAUAAAGAAAACGCCCGUCAUUCCUCAUCCCUCCGCCACCGCAGCCAAUCAGAGGCCACCUCCACCACCGCAAACCCUACCCACCGCAAAUUCGACUAUGUUGAGCUGUCGCCCAUAGCCACGCCUUCUACCCCUGCCUCCACCAAUCAGAGAGAGUCGGGGGAGGGGCAGGUGAGAGAACACAGCCAAUGGCAGGAGCGGCUGCGUGACGAUGCCCACAACCAGUGGGAGGCGGUGCUUUCGCGGAAGGGGGUGGGCCAGCAGUCGGAACAGAGACGAAUAGAGGAGGAGAUUGAGAAGAAGUGGGCGGAGUUUGAGCGGCUGCCGCUCAAAGAGACGAGGUCGCUCCCACCGAUGGGCUCGCGGUCAGGCCUGUCUGCCAAUCAGGCCCUGGAGAGGGAGGUGGCGUCUCUGAGGCAGCAGCUGGCGGAGCUGGGGGUGGGGCCGGGGAGGGGGGCGGGGCACUGUGCGGAGUCAGGCUGCAGGGCGAUGCUGCAGCAGAUGGAGCGCACACACAGGGAGGUGCUGGAGGAGCUGGAGAAGCAGCAUUCACAGCAGAUUAGCGCACUGGAGCGGGAACGAGACACACUGCUAAAGGAGGAGAGCGACGCCACCGCUCGCGUGAUGGAGGCGCUACAGAAAGCACACAGAGAAGAGCUGGAGAAAGUCACACAACUCAGAGAGACACAUGGGACAGACUCACACACACUCGACAAGCAGCAACAGGCGGAGCUGGUGUCCCUGCGGCGGGAGCUGGCGUCUCUGUCGGAGCGAUACACUCAGAAGUGUGUGGAUCUGAAGCGAGCGCAGCAGCACAGUCUGGAUGCGGAGCGACUCGUGAGCCAGAAGGACACACAGAUGGAGCAACUGAAGAGAGACAACCAGGACCUCCAGGCGCGUCUGUCAGAGGAGGUGAAGGUCAUUCGGUCUCUGGUCACAGGUCAAGGGUCAGACGGAGUGACUGACAGCACUGAGAGGUCGUGGUGUGAGACACAGGUGCUGCUGCGUGUGAGAGAGAACGAACUGCAGUACUUACAGAAGCAGCUCAGCAGCCUCCGCAACCAGCUGCUCUUCCUCACUACGGAGAAGAGCAGCGUGUGCGAGCGCUACCGUGAGGUGUGUGAGGAGCUGAGCAUGAUGAAGAGCCGCAGCGAGCGCGAGGCCGAGACGCUGAGAGAACACCUGAGACUGGCACUGAGCGCGCUGCACGAGGGACCGCAGACCGACAACACACACACUCGCAUGCACACACACGCCUCCUGAGGGGCGGAGCCUCACACACGUGCCUUCAUUUCAGCCCAAUCAGCUGCAGCCGUUCCCAUCGGCCAAUCAGCUGCGGCACACUGGAACAAACGCUUCUGCACUUUCUCACGUCUCUCUGUGUGUUUUACUCCUGGGAACAGAACUGGAACAUCUCGCACACACACACACACACACGUAUGAAUAAUCAGUCUCACUGGGUUUAUCUGCCAAACUAAUAUCUGAUUAUGUGCCUCCUGCUCCUGUGUGUUUGUGAGAAAGAGAGAGUGUGUGUGUGUGUGUGUGAACUGCCUUUGUGCCACAAAAACAAAGAGCUUUGCUUUAAUGAGCCAAUGUUUUUUAAAAGAUGUUUGCGUUUCUUGUCAUUAUAUUUAAUUUUAGAGUUUAACGCUUAUGUAAACAUAUCGUACUAGGACUAAUAAAACAUGGGUUCUUUGGU
Molecule: messenger RNA, 2255 nt
Organism: Onychostoma macrolepis
Lineage: Eukaryota; Metazoa; Chordata; Actinopteri; Cypriniformes; Cyprinidae
Gene: triobpb
Product: TRIO and F-actin binding protein b
Biological process (GO): actin filament organization; positive regulation of substrate adhesion-dependent cell spreading
Cellular component (GO): actin cytoskeleton
Molecular function (GO): actin filament binding
Source: RefSeq, a predicted model, not a curated record